AACGCAGGCACCUUGCUGGUUAUCAAAGCACAAAAGCAACAGAGAAGAACUGGAGGGGUAGAAGGACUUCCAGAGGCCAAAACAAAAAGUAAAAUAGCAUCUGAUUAAUUUUUCUCUGCUGCUUUCGAAUGUAUUGGUGGUAGGAACUGAAAACUAUGCCGGCGGAGAAAUGAUCGAAGCUGGAACAUUAACUACUGAAAGCUAGCUGACGUUUGAAUUUCUCCCUAAAGUUUACGGUGGUUGGCUAGCUGGCUAGCUAGCUAUCAUACCUACCUCCACGGCGCUGGCCUCUUCAGCUCUGCAGGGCCCUGUCUACACCGUCGUCCCACGCAUGUCCAGCCGUGCCCAAGAAAGAUGGUGUCGUGGAUGAUAUCAAGAGGUGUUGUGCUCGUCUUCGGCACCCUCUACCCGGCCUACAACUCCUACAAGGCUGUGAAGACGAAGAACGUCAGGGAAUAUGUACGUUGGAUGAUGUACUGGAUCGUUUUUGCUCUCUACACCGUGGUGGAGACCAUCGCUGACCUGACCGUAUCCUGGUUUCCGUUGUAUUAUGAGCUGAAGAUUGCCUUUGUGAUAUGGCUGUUGUCUCCCUACACCAGAGGAGCCAGCCUCAUCUACAGGAAGGUCCUGCACCCACUGCUCUCCUCCAGAGAAAGGGAGAUCGACGACUACAUUGUCCAAGCCAAAGAGCGCAGCUAUGAGACCAUGGUGAACUUCGGCAAGCAGGGCCUAAGUAUAGCAGCCACAGCAGCUGUCUCUGCAGCUGUCAAGGGCCAGGGCGCCAUCACUGAGAAACUGCGGAGCUUCAGCAUGGCCGACCUGUCUCAGAUCUCCCAGGGAGACCAGACCGACUACGUUAACCGACGGGGACUCACCCAGCAAGACGGAGAAGGUUCUCGCUCCAAAGGCCCGCUUACACGCAGCCAAAGCACUCCAGGUCUGUCUAGCCUGCCUCGUCUGUGUGUGUGUAGGGGGAGAUGUGUGUGUAGGGGGAGAUGUGUGUGUAGGGGUAGGUGGGUGUGUAACUGUAGCGUAGUCUGUGUCAUCUUCUGCCGUCUGUGCCGCGCCAAGUCGCUUCGGACCGCUCUGCCGCGCCGCAGCCGUCAUAAAGAGGCGGUGCUCGCAAAUGUCAGCGCCGCAAACACACCGCGCCAGGAAGGUCGUCUGCUGAGCCUGUGA
Clupea harengus (Atlantic herring) is the source of this 1179-nucleotide messenger RNA. It is a transcript of the gene reep3b, whose product is annotated as receptor expression-enhancing protein 3-like. The record is from RefSeq and is a predicted model, not a curated record. Gene Ontology annotation, molecular function: microtubule binding. Gene Ontology annotation, biological process: endoplasmic reticulum tubular network organization. NCBI's taxonomy places the organism in Eukaryota, Metazoa, Chordata, Actinopteri, Clupeiformes, Clupeidae. The transcript is spliced from 9 exons. The coding region runs from base 355 to 1179 and encodes 274 amino acids. Gene Ontology annotation, cellular component: endoplasmic reticulum membrane; endoplasmic reticulum tubular network; cytoplasmic microtubule.